AACAUCGACAAUCGCCGUGUAAGUUUGGGAAAUCAUUGCAAUAAUCAAGAAGAAAAGAGGAACAUCAAACCCACUUCUUCAGUCGAUGGUUCUGUAGGUGAUUUGAAUGGUGACCAAGUUGCAGAAGUUGACGGAAUUAUUGUAAAUAAGGAAAUAUGGACAAAAGUUAUGGAACGAUUGAAAAAAGAAAAAUUGCGAGUGCAGUAUGCUAUUGUGACUGUUUUUCACAAAUGA
This is a messenger RNA of Racocetra fulgida, 234 nucleotides long. NCBI's taxonomy places the organism in Eukaryota, Fungi, Glomeromycota, Glomeromycetes, Diversisporales, Gigasporaceae. The record is from the annotation of a GenBank genome assembly.